AUAACGGCAAACCUGCUGUUUGAGUCUCCUUUUUCGAAUUAAUAGUGACUUACAGUAUUGAUCAUGGCUAUAGGAAACUUGAAUUCCUUUCUGAGAACUGCUGUUUAUAUCCUUCGACCUUUUAGCAAUUGGGAAAUGACUUGCAAUUUUACAAAUGUGACUCAAUUCACGAAAUGUUUUAUAGAUGAGACCUUUAGGAGAAAAGUCACUGCAAGCAUUUCUGGUUUUCUGCUCUUUCUAAUGUUGUUUGAGUGGGUUUCCCUUGGGCAAAACUUGUCACUGGCUGUCAUCAAAAGGCUUCUAGUUUAUCCCCAUCAGUGGAAAUGUUUGAUGGCCUUUAGAUAUUGCUACGACUUCUCAAGGAAACGCCAGUCGUUUCUGUGCUUUCCAGUGUACUAACUAGAAAUGUUUUAUGCCGACAAAAGAUUGUUAAAGUGUCUACACAGAUAACUGUUGUCUGAAGGAAACCUCCAGAGCUUACCUGUUUCCCUGCUAGCUUUAUGCCACGUGACUAGACUUCCCUGGAGAGAGCUCCAAACAUUGGCCCCAAAAGGAUGCUGGGUAAAGGCGGGGGAGGGGGGCAGGAAGUGAUCUCCCCACAUUGCUUUGGAUGGCUGAGAGCCAGCAGGGGGCGAGCCAGGAGGCUGGAGGAGAGUGAGACUAGAAGAGACUAGAAGAGUCUCUGCCCUCCAUUUAGGAAAACUGGAUGGAAACAGAACCAGCGUUUUUACACUCUUAUUGCUUCGGGCCCUCAAGCUGAUCGUUUCCUAACAUGGACCCACCGUGCAGGCCUAGUACAGAUCCCGGCCAGCCUGUAGACUCCGGGGUCAGCCGACUGUCGGAAAGGCCAAGCCCUGGAGUGGAAAUUCGUGUUUGGGGCUUUUACUUCCACGACCUUCCCCGGGAGGCUCCCGAGGCUGCUGCGGGUCUUGGCUGUCCCGGCACGGAGGCCGGCUCGUCCCCAGCAACCCCCGGCCAGUGAGGAGCCUCUUUUCCGGCUCUCUAAUCCUCCUCCACAGCAGCAGAAGGGGGCUUCCUAGACAGGCUACGGAGAAAGGGAGCCUGACACCGGAAACGGCCCGGAUCUGGCUGGACCGGACCAGGAACCCCCUUCGGGCCUCCUCCCGGCGUCUUCCUGACUGGCUUCGGGAAGCAGCGCCAGAGAAAGUCCCCAUCGGAGCACCAGAGCCCACCUGGAGAUCGGUCUGCUACCCAGAAUGCCCCGCGCGGUGCCCUCGGGCCCCCUUCCUGCCUGGCACAAAGCGGGAAUGCCGAGACCGCGAGGAAAGCGCAGGGCCCCGAGCUGUGUUAGGAGAGAGAAGAGCUGGGAACUGGGGACGCCGGAGGCCCGGGGAAAGCCAGGAGACCCGAGCGCCCUACACUGAGCGGCCCAACACAGGCUCCAGCUGCCCAAAGCCCCACCAGAGAGGAGCGGGGGCGGGGCCGGGGCCGACCCUCAGUGGGCGCGGAGAAUUGAAGGGGAGGACGGGGGGCGGGGAAGGGAGGAGGAGGGGAGAGGGGGAGCGUCCGCGCCAAGGGGCGGGGCUAUCAAGCGCCGAAACAGACUGCGCAAAGGCCUCCGGGAAGCCGGAAGUGAAGCUCGCCGCCAGUUUCUCCCCUCCUCCACGUCCAAAGCUUUCUCUGACUGCUCUCAGUAGCCGAUUGCGGGACUCCCUCCAGACCGCGCCUGCAGCCUCGGAAAAGCUGCUGGGCGGCUCCUUUCCUUGGCCUGAAGGGCUGACCUGAAUUUACUCGCCUGCCGUAUUCUCAGUAAACCUGAACCGAUUCAAGGUUCUCCCUUAUUGUGUCCAAACUCCUCAUUUAACCCUGGCAGAGACGAGGCCGGGAAAGCUGGAGGAGCUUCAGGGGGGACUCACUGGGGCUGCUUUGCUGCCUCCACAGGGAGCCUGGAGUGCCCGGGAUGGCCUUGGAGAGGGACAGACUCGCAGCCCAGGAGGUGGUUUCGUUCAAGGAUGUGGCUGUGGACUUCACAAGAGAGGAGUGGCGCCUCCUGUCCCCUUCCCAGAAGGAGCUGUACAAGGAGGUGAUGCUCGAGAAUGCCCGGAACCUGCUCUCUGUGGGACUUCCAGCUCCCCCAGAAGAAGUGAUCUCUUAUUUGGAGCAAAGGGAAACCCUGUGGAUGCUGGAGCAAGAAGGCCUGAGGAGCUGCUACUCAGAAGGAGAGAUUAGACCUGAAAUGAAGAUAAAUCCAACAGAGGUGAGUUGUCUCGUGGAAGAAAUGGACUUACAAAGAUUCAUGCAUAGGGAUCCUGAUGACUUUGCUUCUAGGGAAUUGUCUGUUGCCCAUAAAAAUUCAUCUUAUAUUGAACAUCAAAGAAUACAACCUGAAGAAAAAUCUAGUGAAAAUAAUGAGUUUAGAAAGACUUUUGUACACAGAUCCAGUCUUGCUGGACAUGAAAAAAUCCACAUUAGCAAGGAACGUUAUAUAUACAAGCAAUGUGGAAAUACAUUCAGUGAGAUCUCCAAUUUUACUGGACGUCAGAAAAUCCACAGUAGGGAGAAAUCUUAUGAAUGUAAUCAACGUGUAAAGGCAUUCAGUAUGAGUUCCCAUCUUGCUAUACAUCAAAGAAUCCAUGCAGGGGAAACAGUGUAUGAACGUAAGCAAUGUGGAAAGGCAUUCAGUCAGAAGUCCAGUUUUGCUGUACAUCAGAGAAUGAUCACUGGGGAGAAACCUUAUGAAUGUAAGCAGUGUGGAAAGACAUUCACUCGCACUUCUAGUCUUGCUAUACAUCAGAGAAUCCACACUGGGGAGAAACCUUAUGAAUGCAAGCAGUGUGGAAAGACAUUCACUCAGGGGUCUGGUCUUGCUAUACAUCAGAGAAUGCACACUGGGGAGCAACAUUAUGAGUGCAAGCAGUGUGGAAAGGCAUUCAAGUGGAGGUCUUAUCUUGCUGUACAUCACAGAAUGCACACUGGGGAGAAACCUUAUAAAUGCAAUCAGUGUGGAAACACUUUCACGUCCACCUCCAGUCUUGCUAUACAUCUGAGAAUCCACACUGGGGAAAAACCUUAUGAAUGCAAGCAAUGUGGAAAAAAAUUCAAUCAGAGGAACCAUCUUGCUGUACAUCAGAGAAUCCACACUGGGGAGAAACCUUAUGAAUGCAAGCAAUGUGGAAAGACAUUUUCUUGCACCUCCAGUCUUGCUGUACAUCUUAGAAUCCACACUGGGGAGAAACCUUAUGAAUGCCAGCAGUGUGGAAAUACAUUUACUUGCACCUCCAGUCUUGUUGUACAUCAGAGAAUUCAUACUGGGGAGAAACCUUAUGAAUGCAAGCAAUGUGGAAAGACAUUCACUCGCACCUCCAGGCUUGCUGUACAUCAGAGAAUCCACACUGGGGAGAAACCUUAUGAAUGCAAGCAAUGUGGAAAGACAUUCAAUCAGAGUUCCCAUCUUGCUGUACAUCAGAGAAUGCACACAGGAGAGAAACCUUAUGAAUGCAAUCAGUGUGGAAAGACUUUCACGUGCAACUCCAGUCUUGUUGUGCAUCAGAGAAUCCACACUGGGGAGAAACCUUAUGAAUGUAAGCAAUGUGGAAAGACAUUUACUUGCACAUCCAGUCUUGGUAAACAUCAGAGAACACACACUGGAGAGAAACCUUAUGAAUGCACACAGUGUGGAAAGACAUUCAAUCAGAGGUACAAGCUUGCUGUACAUCUUAGAAUCCACACUGGGGAGAAACCUUAUGAAUGCCAGCAGUGUGGAAAGACAUUCAAUCAGAAGUCCAAUCUUGCUUCACAUCAGAGAACCCACCUGGGAGAGGUCUUGUGAAUACCAGUAAUGUGGAACAACAUUUAGUUGUGGCUUCAAUCAUGCUCAAUGUGAAAGCCACACUAGAGAGAAACCUGAAGAAUGAAAACUGGAAAGGUGUUCAUAUUCAGCUCCACUUUUAUGUUGUGGAGGAAAGUUUCAUACUUUUUGGGGAAGCAUUCUCGAAUUAAAAAUCUCUUACCCUAAAAACUGAUUCUAAAUAUCCCAUUUAUCCUGUUCCUCCAUGCUGGCACAGACAGCAUAUAAAUUUGAUGGAGCCCUGUUUCUCACACUUCUCUACCUAUCAGGGUAGCUGAGAACAUGGGGAUUUUUGAGCAACUAGGAAAACAGUCAUGUGAUUCUAUUUUAAACAUUUAAUUUUGUGUGUUAAUCCAAAUCUUAUGUGUUUUAAAAUAAUAGUAGUAGUAGUAGUCUCUUGGUAACCGAGGAUGACUUAUGUUUUUUGUGCACAAAGACACUUGUGCAUGAAGAUUUAAGUGGAAAAGUCAAUGCAUAGAGACAGUCCCACUCUCUCGGCUUUGGAAGCCUGGGUCCAGUGGCACGAAAAGUCGUUACACCUGGAGACUUCCUCAGCUGCAUUGGAUGGCCGUGUUGUCUUUUGUGCUCCAACACUCCCUGAGCACUCCACAGUGCUUUGCUGCGUCGCCAUCUCAGCCGUUGAACCUUCUUAUUGGUUUCUUCCGCCUGUUCCACCUAAGCAGUCUUCACAUGCUGGGUGAGCAAAGCCCUAAUUCACCAGGGUCUACGACCUGAUGGCUAUCCUCACAAGGUUUAGCCAGCUUGUCGAAGCCGUUGCCCAGGGUGUGGCCGCUGCCUCAUGCUAGCAGCUACUGGGAGCCACAAGUGAGAGCUGGGUGUCAGGUGAGGGUCAGAGGCUGGAGAGCUGCCCUAAGAGGGCACGACAAGCUCUCCAUACCAGAGAUACUACCCCUCAACAAACAACAUAUGUAUCAGGAUACAGGCACUGAGUUUAAGAGUACUUUUCCUAAAUUCCUAUAUCUAUUGUUAUAGACCCUUAUUUUCUCUUCAUAAAGGAAUGAAUUCACAGAGCAAUGGAGUCUGGAGAACUACAAAAUCAACUCCAGACUCCAGCUUCCUUCCCCUCCCUAGUGUCACCAUCCACCUAUAUUCCAUAGGUCACAUCUCUGGGAUAUCCCAUAUUGAGGUAGAGUUCUGCACUGAGCAGAGUGUGGAGGAAUCUCAUUUUGGCUGUGUUGUAGAGACUGGGCAGGGCAAAAUCGGAAGUGGGUCUAGGGAGAUGUAUUUCUCCCCUAAAUUUCAGGAUACUCUAGGUAAUUGAAAGAACCUGUGCUGCCAGGAGCAGUAGUUAUUUGAGAUAAGUAAUUCGUUGCUCGUCCAUAUAGUGGGCCCUCCUUGCAGUUCUACUUCCUGUCUGUACUUUGGAGGAGUAACCUUCUUUGCCCUCCCCUCUUGGGGUAAAAAGCCAGAAGCCAAGUGUUUCCAGGGACCUGUUUUCAGGCUAAAUGACUGGGUACUGAGAACCACCUGUGGCUUAGAUAAUGGAAAGUAGACUACAAAGCAAAUUAGGGCUAAAAUUUGUUAAUUUUACCUUAGUAAUCAACACCUGUAAUAACAAAAGAUUAAGAUGAACUCUUCAUCCAGUUUUCUGGAAUUUUAAUCUGGAGAUAGAAUCUUGUUAGUUUCUGGGUUGCUUCCCUCCCAAGUGGAUGAAUCGAGGAGGGUUAGAGUCUUAAUUGUUGCUAAAAGACACAUACAUACCUGGAUUAAGGGUUCACAGUGAACAAUGUCUAUCUAGCUACUGACAAUAUGAAGGAAACAGAUUUGUACAUGCCCAGCCAGAAGAGUCCAGCUUCAAGGACUCCCACCUUACAGAAGCAGCAACAGCAACAUCAGCAGUAAGAACAGCAGCAGCAGGAGGAACAUCCAAGCAGUGAGGGAGGGAGGGAGGAGAAGGCAGCAGCAGCAAGCCCAGAAAACUUGCACAAGGCCAUGGCAGGAGAAACAUCCUUAGUUUUCAAACUAAUCUACUCCUAAUUGAGGGUUCUGAACUCCACUUCUGUGGUCACAGUAAAUAUAAGUUUAGUUUUGUGUGGGUGAACAUGUUAUUUUUAUUUGGUCAAUUUCAAACAUUAUUCAUUGGAUACAAAAACCAUUUUCUUUUCCUCCCUCCCUUCCCUCCCCCCCCCCAGCUGACGCCCAAUUCCACAGGGUAUUAUAUGUGUCCUUGAUCCAAACCCAUUUCCAAGUUAUUGGUAUUUGCACUAGGGUGUUCAUUCAGAGUCCACAUCCCCAAUCAUAUCCCCUUGGCCCCUGUAAUCAAGCAGUUGCCUUUCCUCUUCCUCGGUGUGUUUACUCCCACAGUUUGUCCUCUGCUUGUGGAUAGUUUUUUUUUUUUCCUCAUAGACUGCUGCAGAUUGUUCAGGGACAUUGCAUUGACACUAGUGGAGAAAUCCAUUAUGUUUGAUUGUAUCACAGUGUAUCGGUCUCUGUGUACAAUAUUCUCCUGGUCCGACUCCUUUCGCUUUGCAUCACUUCCUGGAGGUUGUUCCAGUCCCCAUGGAAUUCCUCCACUUUAUUAUUCCUUUGAGCACAAUAGUACUCCAUUUCAAUGCCAUUUCAAAACCCCUACCAUACCACUAUGAAUAUGGAUUCACUGCUUCCUCUGAUUAUAGGAAGUACAUAAUGACAGGGAGUCAAUGGGCUCCCAGGAGAUGAUGUUCUUUUUUAGGGUAACAGAUUUUCAAUUUCCCCUGAUGAUCAUUUCGGGAUGCUAGUAUCCCCAAUUUGAUCAUUUAACAUAAUCAACUUUUAAAUUUGAGGAAUUUGGUGAUAGAGGGGAAAAGAAAAAUCCCAUUUGCUAGGUCCAUUGACAAAAAGCCACUUAGGGAGCAGUCCCCUUCAGCAUAAGAUUAUACAUGCAAAGCAAAUGCAUUUAACCCCACAUAUUUCAGAUCACCCCAUCCCAAUGUUCACUCUGGAUCUUCUGGUGCAGUAUAUUGUCUGUGGAGUCACCUUUAUGGUGCCUACUCCAAACAGUUCACUUUCUGGAUUGGGAGAGGUAGCAUGUUUCUUAUCCUAAAAUUACUCUGAAAAGAAUUUAAAGUUUGCAUUGUAGAAUAAUAAUACAUUCCCCCCUGAAGAGGGUGUUGAAAAAUACAGAGAUCAUGUAGGGAUGCAUGGCUGAGUUAUGAGGUAUGUGAAUCAAUUGACAAGAGAAAUUAAAGACAUCAAAGAAAUCCAAAGAAAAAUAAUUUCUGGAUAAGAUACAAACUAUCGAAGUCUUGUAUAAAAAAAUUGGCUGACUGCCUUUGAAUAUAACAACAAGGCUGAGGGGAAGAUUUCCAUCCACUCUGGUCCACAGAGUGGAGACUUGCAGCCUCCUAGAUUCCUUCUUCCUACCUGCCAUGGAAUCUUGUUUGUGAGAUUCUGGCUUCCCUGUUGGAUUUAGUUUUGUUGUGUAGUUAUUUAGAUAGGUUAGCUUAGGUAAUUAAUUAUAGUGUGCAAAUAUUUUGAACCUAUGGUCAGAUAUAACCUCUCCCUCAUCCAUUCCGCAUUCUUCCUUUCAUUGUUAAUAAAUUCUUUUAUUUAAAUGUGUUUCCCUUUUGUAUAAAACCUCUUUCCUAUAAUCCCCUAUAGCACAGUCACAACUAUAGGAAGUUGCCAUAUUAUAAGACAUAAAAAAAGACUAGAUUUUUGUGUGAGAGGGAAGUGUCAUUCCCUGGUCUGAUUUUACCUUCAUGUUCAGGGAUAGGGGGAACCAGGAUGAUCGCCAAACUUCAGUACUGGUCUAUGAGUAUUUCACGAAGAGUGUGGUAAAAGGUGUUCUACUUCUUAAUUCAUGUGAAGCUCCACAACCUUAAAUCCCACACUAGCUUCAAGUCCUUUCCUAUUGGCUUAGAAGUUCAUCAGUCCUACCUGAAUUCUUUUGUCCUUUUUGACCUUGUACUUUAUUGGCAUUAUGCAAGUAGCUUUGUGCUUCUAAUGCCUCUUUUUGUAUUCCCUUCUCCUGGAAUCAGAUAGAAUCAUUAAGCAAAGCCCCAUAAUUUUUUUUAAAAAACAAUGGCAUCAUUUUUAUAGUCUAAAGGUUUCUGUGUAUGCAUUGACAUCAGGGCAAAUGUAUUUUAAACUUAUAUUACUGCAAAAUCAAAAAAGAAAGAAAAUCUUAAUCCUAUUGGCAUGUGCUUCUAACGCAAAAUGAGAGAAAAAACUGAAAUGGUAUAUUGCACAUGCAAGAGAAACAACAACGUUUUAAAAAUACAUAUAUAGUUUACAAUCAUUGACACACUGUCAGCUAAGGAAAAGUAGAAUACAAAGGUUUCUCAAUAAUGAGAUCCACUUUUUUUAAAAAACGUGGCCAUGAUCCACUGUGAGUACAUGCCAAUGAUAAAGUAACAGUUUUUUAUAAAGACCAGUAAUACAACAGGUAAUACACAUUAAAAAACUAUCAAAAUCCCCAAAGUUAUAAUAGCCCAUUUAGUGAAAAUAGCAAACCCAUUCUCAUUCAGAUCAACAUGAGUACUGUAUGACAUUUAAAGGUAAUGUAAACUUGUCAUAAUUUUUUCAGGUGUAGCAAUGUUUCAACCUUGGCUGAGAUAUUUUAAAAAAUUUAUUACUAGGUGAACACAGAAUAGUAUACAUGUCAGACCUUUGGGAAGGGAAAGAUUUUAAAACCAAGCAAGACUUAGGAAGAGUCACAAAAUGCAAAAUAAAUAAUUUUGACUACAUCAAAUUAAAAAGUUUCUGUACAAACAAAACCAAUGUAACUAAAACCAGAAGGGAAGCAACAAACUGGGAAACAAUCUUCAUAAAAACCUCUGACAAAGGUAUAAUUACUCAAAUUUACAAAGAGCUAAAUCAAUUGUACAAAAAUCAAGCCAUUCUCUAAUUGAUAAAAUGGGCGAGGGACAUGAAUAGGCAAUUUUCAGUUAAAGAAAUCAAGACUAUUAAUAAGCACAUGAAAAAGUGUUCUAAAUCUCUUAUAAUCAGAGAGAUGCAAAUCAAAACAACUCUGAUGUAUCACCUCACACCUAGCAGAUUGACUAACAUGACAGCAAAGGCAAGUAAUGAAUGCUGGAGGGGAUGUGGCAAAGUUGGGACAUUAAUGCAUUGCUGGUGGAGUUGUGAAUUGAUCCAACCAUUCUGGAGGGCAAUUUCGAACUAUGCCCAAAGGGCGCUAAAAGACUGUCUGCCCUUUGAUCUAGACAUAGCACUGCUGGGUUUGUACCCCAAAGAGAUAAUAAGGAAAAAGACUUGUACAAGAAUAUUCAUAGCUGCACUCUUUGUGGUGGCCAAAAAUUGGAAAAUGAGGGGAUGCCCUUCCAUUGGGAAAUGGCUGAACAAAUUGUGGUAUAUUUUGGUAAUGGAAUACUAUUGUGCUAAAAGGGAUAAUAAAGUGGAGGAAUUCCAUGGAGACUGGAACAACAUCCAGGAAGUGAUGCAGAGUGAGAGGAGCAGAACCAGGAGAACAUUGUACACAGAGACGGAUACACUGUGGUACAAGAGAACAUAAUGGACUUCUCCAGUAAUGGCUUUACAAUGUCCCUGAACAACCUGCAGCAAUCUAUGAGAAAAAAAAAAAACUAUCCUCAAGCAGAGGACAAACUGAGGGAGUAAAAACACUGAGGAAAAGCAACUGCUUGACUACAGAGUUUGAGGGGACAUGAUCAAGGAGACAUGCUAAAUGAGCGUCCUAAUGCAAAUACCAACAACAAGGAAAUGGGUUCAGAGCAAGGACACAUGUGAUACCCAGACGAAUCGCCUGUUGGCUAGGGAAGGGGUGGCAGGGGGUUGGGGGGGGGGAAGAAAAGAAAAUGAUGUUUCCAAUGAACAAUGUAUUAAAAUGACCAAAUAAAAUGUUUUAAAAACUAAAAAAAAGAAAUUAAAAAAAUUUAUUACUGCCAUCCUUACAAAAUGUGGCAGAGGAGUCUAGAAAAAACCCAAACUCUGUACUGUUGGUGUUGGGUCUAAAAAUGUUACUAAGAAUCUAGAUCGUUCUGGUGGAAAUGUAUAGUAAGCUGAAGAGUUACAAAUGAGAGAUGCUCCCUCUGGGGCGCCAUCAAGAGGUAUGAUACUCUGGGAUCAACUUCCCAACUCCUUUGGUAUGAGACUGUCAAAGCCUAUCCAUUCACAUUUUUACAAAUAUGGGAGGUGGGGAUUAUAAUUCUACUUCACUUCAGCUACUAAAAUGGACCCUUUACCUCUCAUUACAAAUAACUCAGAGGCAGGCAAGAUGUUCAGAAUUGUUGAAAGAAAAAAUCUAAAAAUCCAUGUUUGAAGAACCCUUAAAAUCAAUUUGAGAUAUUUAGGUCAUUAAAUUUUCCAAAGGUUGUUAUAGACUUGUAACCAGUUUUGAUGAAGUCUAUCCAUCAUCUAUAUGACAAUUAACAAUAAAAAGCCAUAUUUGUUGCCAUAUAGCUGAGCACAAUAGUUUUUAAUGAUUGGCUUAAUUUCGGCUUCAUUAGAGUGAGGUCUCCCUUUUCAUCUAUGAUACUAUCAAUUUGGUUUUCUUCUUCCCUUUUUAAAGUUAGAUUGACCAGUACUUUGUCUAUUUUAUUUGUUUUUUUUCAAAGUCCCAGCUUCUAGUCUUAUUUAUUAAAUAAAUAGUUCUUUGACAUUCAAUUUUAUUAAUUUCUCCUAUCCUCUGAAGGCUUUGAUGGGAUUAAGGCUGACUGGGUUGCUGGAUGUGCCCUGAGGUCAAAACCUCAGGGAGGGGGUGGAAAUGUGGAGUGUCUCUGCUUUUGCAACUUUGCCUCUCACUCUGCACUCAGCGUUUCUCCUCUAUCUGCUUCCCCACUGCCUGUAGGAUGCUCUGAGCCUGGCACAAAUUUGCCCUCAGGGUACUCCCUCCAGACCAGCACCUUUGCCCUUCCAGAGGUUCCAGCUGCCACUGGAGACUUAGUGCUGUAGGUGGGGGAAGGGGUUUCAGCACCUUCCUUCAUCUUUCCCCUUCAACCCAAGUGUUCUCGAAAUCUGGCUUUGGAGGGUGUACCUUUUAAGUUGAGUCCAGCAGGAGGGUUCCUUGGGUCUUUCUUGUUGUUGGAUUUGAUUUUCAGCCCCCUAGAAGCAUUUAGUUUGUAAUUGGUAAGGUAGGGUUUUCAGAGGUCAGAACUUUCGCUGCCUCUACACUGUGUGAUCUUUACAUUUCUUCCAUCUUGCUUGUUCUAGCAACCAAAAUUGUACACACCUACACUACCCGGGAAUGUGCUAGUCAAUGACAAAUCAGAAAUAACUAACUACCCACCUGGGCUGUCCUAAGCCAAACUUGAGCCACCAUUGGCAUGUGUGAAGUGCAGGAAGUGAGGUAGGGAACAGCCUCUGGAGUUCGCAUACUUCCUGUAGACAGGGCUAGGCACCCGUUCAUUCUAGGAGCUCGAGCAGGGAGGAAGCGCUCAGGCAACUUUCCUUCAGAUCGGUCUUGUGAGUAAAGGACUGAUUCCCUUCUCUGCCUUGAUCUUUCAAGGCCUAAACUCCCUCUGGCUCUGCCAGAAGGUUGAGUUAACCUCUUUCCUUGUCCCCUUCUUUCCUUCUCUGCCUCUCUUUCUUUCUUACUCCCAUCAUAAUUAAACUGCAAUAAACCUC
This is a messenger RNA of Monodelphis domestica (gray short-tailed opossum), 11350 nucleotides long. The record is from RefSeq and is a predicted model, not a curated record. NCBI's taxonomy places the organism in Eukaryota, Metazoa, Chordata, Mammalia, Didelphimorphia, Didelphidae.